Podospora anserina S mat+ is the source of this 285-nucleotide messenger RNA. RefSeq lists its product as uncharacterized. NCBI's taxonomy places the organism in Eukaryota, Fungi, Ascomycota, Sordariomycetes, Sordariales, Podosporaceae. Bases 1 to 285 code for a protein of 94 amino acids. The transcript is spliced from 2 exons. The record is from RefSeq and is a predicted model, not a curated record.
AUGAGCAAUAUCCCUACUAAUCUCAAGAAGAAAGGAGUAUAUGGACUUGCUGAGAUGUCAACAACCACCGCCACGACCGUCAUGCAGGAGCCCAGCUCUCAGUUCCGCGGCGACGGUAAAACAUGGGACGGGUCAAUAGUCAAGGUCAAAACCUCACCAGAUGCUUCUAAGCAUAGAGGCAACGACGUCAGCUCAUCUGUCAAUUAUGGCGGUCAUCAGAAGGUGAAAAAGAGAAUCAAGUUUGGUAUGGCCCUUCCUCAGUUUCCUCAAUUAAACCCCAUGUGA